Messenger RNA from Armigeres subalbatus, 2305 nucleotides. It is a transcript of the gene Grip75, whose product is annotated as gamma-tubulin complex component 4 homolog. The transcript is spliced from 4 exons. Gene Ontology annotation, molecular function: microtubule minus-end binding; gamma-tubulin binding. Gene Ontology annotation, cellular component: centrosome; equatorial microtubule organizing center; spindle pole. Gene Ontology annotation, biological process: spindle assembly; microtubule nucleation; cytoplasmic microtubule organization. Bases 137 to 2131 code for a protein of 664 amino acids. Lineage: Eukaryota; Metazoa; Arthropoda; Insecta; Diptera; Culicidae. The record is from RefSeq and is a predicted model, not a curated record.
UCGAUUUUAAUUUCCGUCUUUUUUUUUAAAUUUUGAUGUUAAUGGUAAACAAAUGGAAAAUAAAAUCUGUUAAAGUGUUACAUUGUUUUUGUGUUUUACCGUAAAUUGUACGUAAAAAUUGCUAGAAAAAGCAAAAAUGAUCCACGACAUAUUAUUUACGUUGUUUUCUGCAAAUUCGGAUCUACCAAUUGAGAAUUUUACGAUUCCAGAAGUCGCGGCCAAUUUUUUGCACCCAGGGGAAAUAAAAAUUCUCGAGGAUCUGAUCCGAAUCGCCAACCAGUACAAGGAGUUGAAGAAGUUCAUCCAUCAGUAUGGAACGCAAUCAGCCGGCUUAGUAAAACCAAAACAGCAGAAACCUUCGGAGGAACCUCUUCCACAGGGAUUGUAUUUGCAAGCAUUUGCCGAUGGGUUGGACCUGGCAGUAAAACCGUAUCGUGAUUUGAUAGUGCAUCUGGAGGCGUACUAUUUGAAGAGACCGAACCUGUCGUUGAUCUUUAUUUACCACCAGGUAAACCAGUACCAGUCGUUGUUCGGAUUUCUACUUAGAUUAGUUAGCGGAGUUGUCACGCAACGAAUCCAUGGAUGUGCACUGCUGCAGUAUUUGCAACAAAAUUGUCUGCACGGGAACGAAAAUCAUUACCAGGCUGUUAAGUUGAUUCAGAAUGCAGUUUACGCCAUAUUCAUUAAACAAUUAUUCGGCUGGCUGCUGCACGGCAAAUUUGUCGAUCAGUUUGGCGAAUUUUUCAUCCAGCAUGUAGACAAUGCAAAAACCGGUGGGAUUGGUUCUCUGCAAGGUACCACUGGAGGAACCGGAACCCAUUUAUCGGUGAACUCAUUUUCGGACAAUACAAGCAUUAAUACGGAACUAUGGCGGUACGAAGUGCGACACGAAAUACUUCCUUACUAUUUCCCUAUGAGCUGGGCGGAAAAAGUAUUAUUCGUUGGACAAACGGUACUGAUGCUGAAUUGCGAUCCAAGAGAUCAUACCGAAAAGCGGAGUAGCGGCGAAAGGAAGUUCGCUGCUCUAAAAGAUAGUUUAUGGGGCGAUCAAGAAUGUGUGUUCUUUAAGAAGUUUCACCAGCUUCAGUCGGAUGCAAACUUGAACAUUGCUAAAUUUGAGCACAUAGUAGAUGAGAUCAAACUGUGCGUUACGGAGCAAAUGUCUGAGAUCGCUAUUAAAGAAGCCGAUCUGAUCAAGCAGCUUAAGUUGAUUAAAGACUACUACUUACUUGGCAGAGGCGAACUUUUUUCAGAGCUAUUGAGACAAACAAAAUCUCUCAAAACGUUGUUCUCCAAAGGUAUAACAGAUGGAUCGUCAAGAGAUAUGAAUCGAGCAUUCCAAUUAGCAGCCAACAGCGUCAACAUAACCGAAGAUGUCGAACAGUUUUCGUUUGUCUUGCCUCCCAAAGAGGAAGUAGAUAGUUUCUGCUACGAAACCAAGGGAAACCUUAGCUACAUCACUCUAAAGUACAAAGUAAAGUGGCCUCUGCAUUUGUUGUUCUCUCCAAAGACCCUUGACAAAUACAAUGAAAUGUUUAGAUUUCUGUUGCGAAUUCGCAAGAUUCAGUACGACAUUCAUCAGGUUUGGUCAUUACAGCGAGAGAACAAAGUGAAGAAAAAUUCUGAACUGCUCCAGCUCCGCAACAAAUUAAUGUUCCUCAUUGAUAACUUGCAGUAUUAUCUCCAGGUAGACGUUCUGGAGAGUCAGUUCAGUAUCCUAAUGGGCGCUAUUGGAGAAACGAAAGACUUCGAACGGAUCCAACGUGCCCAUACGGUGUUUCAAGCGAAUGUGUUAGGUCUUUGCUUUUUGUUCUCAAAUAAUUCCUCCGACAUGACAACCACGGGAAUCAUCCAGGUUAAUGAGAACCCCGUGUUGACCAUUCUGGACAAAGUGUUGGUAAUCGUGGACAAAUUUUGUUCGUUCUGCAGUAGCUGCAAGGAUCCUAUGACCAAAAUGGAACGACAGGAAUUCAACGGAUACGAUCAAGCGUUUAAAAGCCACGUUGACUCAUUGCUACAGCUUUUGAUUGGUCUAAAGGCAGGCCCCAGUAGUGCUCCGCUAUCUCAGUUGUUAUUACGCUUGGACUUUAAUCACUGGUUUAGUAACAAUACACAAACUCAAUCAAAUUAGGAGGUAACAUAAAAUAAGGCUUUAUUGAUCAACUUCCAUUUUCUGUAAAUGGGUCUUCAUGAGGAUGCACUUAGUCAUCACGCAGUCGCAAGGUAAGCCAUGUUCUUCCUUUUCCACGUCUAGCAGUGUCAGUUGCAAAUUGUAUCUAAAAUAAUAAUAAUGCAUCGUUAGAAA